AUGGCCGCUUCCAAGCCCGCCUACAAGGUCGCUGAUAUCGGCCUAGCCGAUUUUGGUCGUAAGGAGAUCAUCAUCGCUGAGAAUGAAAUGCCUGGACUGAUGGCGAUGCGUGCGAAGUAUGGUCCGACCAAGCCGUUGAAGGGUGCCCGUAUUGCUGGAUGCCUUCACAUGACCAUCCAGACGGCAGUUCUUAUCGAGACUCUUAUCGAGCUUGGUGCUGAGGUGCAAUGGUCGUCAUGCAACAUUUUCUCUACCCAAGACCAUGCUGCUGCCGCUAUUGCUGCUACUGGUGUUCCAGUCUAUGCCUGGAAAGGCGAGACCGACGAAGAAUACGAGUGGUGCAUUGAGCAGACUCUCGUCUUCAAGGAUGGUCAACCCCUUAACAUGAUCCUUGACGAUGGAGGUGAUCUCACCAACCUUGUUCACCAGAAGUACCCACAGUACCUUGAAGGUAUUCGUGGAUUGUCCGAAGAGACUACGACUGGAGUUCAUAACCUCGCCAAGAUGCUCGAGAAGGGAGAACUGAAGGUGCUGAGUGAACACAAUGCUUUAGUUACAAAGGAUUUUUUAGAAAUCAGCUCUUUUCAACUUCAAAUUUGUGUGAUGCAGGUCCCAGCAAUCAAUGUCAACGACUCCGUCACAAAAUCC
Molecule: messenger RNA, 648 nt
Organism: Cooperia oncophora
Lineage: Eukaryota; Metazoa; Nematoda; Chromadorea; Rhabditida; Trichostrongylidae
Source: the annotation of a GenBank genome assembly